Messenger RNA from Cottoperca gobio, 926 nucleotides. RefSeq names its product ADP-ribosylation factor 4. The transcript has 6 exons. NCBI's taxonomy places the organism in Eukaryota, Metazoa, Chordata, Actinopteri, Perciformes, Bovichtidae. Gene Ontology annotation, molecular function: GTP binding; GTPase activity. The coding region runs from base 143 to 685 and encodes 180 amino acids. The record is from RefSeq and is a predicted model, not a curated record.
GCUUAUCUCCGGCUGUUCUCCGGUUCUUUUCCCCCGGAUCCUCUGCGGCUCUGACCGGCUGCUGUUUCCGGAUUUAACGGCUGACAUUCUCCCCCGUCAGACUUUUCGACGUCCCGCAGCUGAACCGGGACAUUUUGAUAAGAUGGGUCUGAUGAUCUCGUCUCUGUUCUCCCGGUUAUUCGGGAAGAAGCAGAUGAGGAUACUGAUGGUGGGUUUGGACGCAGCUGGAAAAACAACGAUCCUGUACAAACUGAAGCUUGGAGAGAUCGUCACCACCAUCCCAACAAUCGGUUUUAACGUGGAGACGGUGGAGUACAAGAACAUCUGUUUCACAGUGUGGGACGUGGGCGGUCAGGACAAGAUCAGACCUCUGUGGAGACACUACUUCCAAAAUACACAGGGUCUGAUCUUUGUGGUGGACAGUAACGACAGAGAGAGAGUCGCAGAGUCUGCUGAGGAGCUCUCCAAGAUGAUCCAGGAGGACGAGCUGAAGGACGCCGUUCUGCUGGUGUUCGCUAACAAACAGGAUCUUCCCAACGCCAUGGCAGUCAGUGAACUCACCGACAAGCUGGGUCUGCACAGCCUGCGCAGCAAAACUUGGCACGUCCAGGCCACCUGUGCCACCCAGGGGACGGGUCUGUACGAGGGGCUGGACUGGCUGUCCAAUGAGCUGUCCAAACGCUGAGCAGCUGACAGGAAGCAGCUGACCGCACCACGUGUACAGAGGAGGAAGUGAAGAUUUCACUGAACUGUUUUUUGUUUUUUAAAUUAUAAAUGUGUCGUCUGUGGGAGGAAGUGAUGUCAUGGACUCUGACCUCAUCCUCUUCUUCUGUUAUUAUUUUAAUCCGCAUGUUUUAGAAUCAUGUGACAGCAAGGGGUGGGGCUUAAAACAUACCAGGGUUGGGGCCUAUAGUACCUGUGAGCAG